Messenger RNA from Fomitiporia mediterranea MF3/22, 2205 nucleotides. RefSeq lists its product as uncharacterized. The record is from RefSeq and is a predicted model, not a curated record. The transcript has 5 exons. The coding region runs from base 97 to 1953 and encodes 618 amino acids. NCBI's taxonomy places the organism in Eukaryota, Fungi, Basidiomycota, Agaricomycetes, Hymenochaetales, Hymenochaetaceae.
ACGAAUGGAUGGGGCUGGGCUGGUGCCGUCGCUGAGCAGCCUGCAAAAUCAGCUGUGAAAGGGCGACAUCAAUACGAAAAUGCAACUACUCGCGGCAUGCAAAGUAUGCUAAGCGCUAUCGCGGAACAACGUCAAGCACAACACAAUCAGCUUCAGAAUCAUCUACAACAGCUUCAUCAACACGCGCAAGACCUGCCAUAUGCGCUCGCAGGCCAAGUUCAGGAACGUGGACGCGCGAAACAAAGCAAACACAGACGAGAAGGAAACACGAGCUGGGGAGCUGCCUGGCAACAGGCAUCCGAUGCCGGAACGUCACAUUCCAAGCGUGCCGGUGGAGUGAGCUGGGCAGAUGCUUACGGUAACGCCUCUGGUGCAGACGCUGCACAACAAGCAAGCAAUGUAAACAGCUGGGCGGGAACAGGUGAAGGAUCAGGAACGACAGCUAAAUCCAAAAAGAAACGAGCGAAAGCCGGAGAACAACAAGGCAAGACUCAAACUAAUGGCUGGGCAACUGAAGGCGGUGAAUCGUCUUGGAAUAACAAUGCAUGGAAUUCCGUGCCAUCCGGCGCGGCAGCAACGUCUGUUACACCCGGAGGCUUUGGCUCAACCUCGGUGGGCGGGUGGGGAGCGAAUACAGCCGCGGACGGUUGGGGAACGCAUGAUGCUGGUGCUCAGGCGUCUGCUUUAGACCAAUCCCAGAGCUGGGGCGGCUGGGGUGAAGCUCAGCAGGAAACACAGAAGGAAAAGACACCUAAGAAGGGAAUCUCUGGCUUCUUUUCGAGAAUGUUUAAAGGCCGGGGGAAGGAAAAUAAGAAAGGGAAGGCAAAAGAGAAGGGUUUGCCGAAAGAUCCUUGGGUAGAGGAAGCGGCAGCAAAAGUGAAGAAGAAAGAGAAGAAGAAAGAGAAAGACGGUUGGCCAGGGGAAGAGAUCGCAAAUGGGAAGGAUUUCUGGGCCGGAGAUGCGAUAGCUAAUGGAAACGACAAUGCUUGGCCAGGGGUGGCAAAUGGACAGACCGAUGCUUGGGCAGAAGAAGCGAUGGCAAAAGGAAGGAAGGACAAGGAGAAACACGUUCAUGUCCAGGAACAGGGCAAGAAAAGGAGCUUGCUGAAGAAGCAGAAAUUUGCCGAACCAGAAGCAACAGCAUGGCCAGCUUCUGAAGAGGAUGGAGAUGAGGACGAAUACGAGGACGAAUGGGAUGAUAUUGGAGAGACAAACGAGUGGCCUAUGGCAGCAAACACUGGCUUUGGUGAUUCUGCUUCCGCGGUACCGUCGAAGGCGUCCGACGCUUGGGCAAGUGCACUGCCGGGCGGUUCAAAAGUACAAACACAUCAUGCUGAAGGGCAGUGGUCGGAAGCAGGAAGAUCACGGACAGAAACUCAGAUUGCUGAACAUCGCUUCGUCGAAUCCAAUGGAGAGGCCCUGGAACCAGCUGAUCGCGCAUUCUUUUCCAAGGAACGUCUGUCUCGAGAUAGGAUGUUUUGGUUCUUUGAUCCUCAUAAGGACCCAAGGGUAUUCGCUUUAUUGGAUUGGAUAGAGCGUCUAAAAUAUCCGCUGGCCGUAUUUGGGUUCAGCAAAUUCCUUGAAACUAAGGAACGCGGCGCUUUAUUCGCGAACGCAGACUAUAGAUCACCUUCUGCACCACUGGAACCUGCCUUUGAUUGGCUAACGUUCGACAAAGUUCAAGCUACGAAGGACAAAAUUUUGCAGGAGUCACUGGCAUAUUACAAUCCAUCGGCGCAAAUUCUGGUUUUUGUCUUUCUCCUCUCGCCAUCCAAGAAAAGCAUGGCGAUUUGGCGACGAAAACUGCCGUUGCCGGAUAACAUACGCCUCACCUAUGGGACCCAGAUAACAAAAAUGGUGGCUAGUCUGAAUAAGCCUUACCACAUACGAACGGACGAUGAAAUAGAGCGUUCAGCGUCAAACAAGAAACGAUGGCUGAACUGGGGGCGCUAAUGGUUUAUAUCAUUCUGCGAUUACUCUGCCGAUUUUAUUUCUCGUUGUUUCUCAAGUUUCUUAUUUGUGUAAUUCUCUGAACUGCUUUCUCAAUCGUGUAUGGCUAUCCAUUCGCUAGUCGCUUUGUAUUUCUACUUUUCAAUCCUGUCAAGCUUUCCCCUCCAUGCUGUAGUUCUCCGUGACACCGAGUUAUCCGCAUAUUUAUUAGAUUAAAAUUGCCUUUUGCCUUUGUUCUGCAAGCCCUGCUGUAUG